Molecule: messenger RNA, 1114 nt
Organism: Cotesia glomerata
Lineage: Eukaryota; Metazoa; Arthropoda; Insecta; Hymenoptera; Braconidae
Exons: 2
Coding region: 131-916 (261 amino acids)
Source: RefSeq, a predicted model, not a curated record
AAUAAAAUCAAGGGUCAAACUGUAUAAAAUUCUACAAUGUCUCCAUAUUUAUUUAUCACUUUGUUGUUUCCAAUCUUAGUUUUUUUAAGUGGUGAAAAGAAUUAAAAUAAUUAAUUAUAAAUAAUUAAACAUGAAUAAAUCACCAUUCAGUACACCACGUGGUCGUGGACAAAAUGGACAUCAAAAACCAUACUACCGUAAGCAACGCGGCUACUGGGAUAAUAAAAAUUCAAACCAAGUGUCUCCGACGAAUAACAGUAGUCAAGAGGAGAAAAAUUUAAACACCAGUGGAUCCAGUGACGAUUAUAUUCCUUUUAAUAAUAGCUUACCUUCGCCGUUCAACAAGAGCUUGCCUUCACCCUCGCUGGCAUCUCCACCAGCAGUAUCAACAUCUUCGCCGUUUUUCCAUGUGCAGAAGCAGGGUGGUCAGUUUUAUGGCCAGCAUCAGCGGUACUCGCUUGGGAAUGAGAGUCCUAGUCAUAGUCCACGUGGUCGGAGGAGUUUUAAUCAAUCUUUUUCUCCGGGUUAUAAUAAUAAAUCUUUUUCACCUGGUUUUAAUAAUAGAACUCCUAGAGGAAGGCAUUCCAAUCAAUAUCAAGGAAACAAUCAGUACCAAGGAAGAAAUCAAUACCAAGGAAAAAAAGAGACUAGCAUCCAUAAUUAUAUAGAUCAAUCCUUUUUCGAAGAUCCUUGGGCCGAGCUCGUGACCGAGUUUGACAGUCUUAAUCAAAGCUCUAGUACUGACAAGUUCGAUGACAGUUUCAUGUCCCAGAGCCUCUUGGAAGACAGUAUGCUAAAAGACGAGGAAGAUGACAAGGAAAGCGGGUCCGAUUGCAAAGACGCGGAUUCGCAGGACGAAAUUUUUCCGAUGUCGCAAAAGGAUUCUGAUCCUGUUGAAGAAAAUUUUGGGAAAUGACAACUUUAAUUUAUAAUCUCUUCAAUAAGACUUUAAUAAGGCUGUGAUGAGAUUACGGUGUAUAUAUUGCCAAUACGUGCAAUUAUAUCCAAAUAUGUACAUAUAAGAUAAAGACGUUUAUCGAGAAUUAUAUCAGAAAUACAAAUAUUUUUUGUAGUGGAAAAUUGACUCUGGUAUUUUGGCAAUUUACUUUUUUUU